AUGAAGAUGGCGGCGCCUCUCGCCAGCAAGGCAGGGUCCGCCGGCACCAACAGCAAGCCUCCCUUCCCGGAGCUGGAUUUCCGAUCGGGAGCCAGGGUGGAGGAAUUGAAUAAACUCAUCCAGGAAUUCACCAAACACGACCAGAGGGAGUACGACGACCAGCGAGCCCUGGAGAUCCACACGGCCAAGGACUUCAUCUUCUCCAUGCUGGGCAUGGUUCAGAAACUUGACCAGAAGCUGCCUGUAGCCAACGAGUACCUGCUGCUUUCAGGUGGCGUGCGGGAAGGUGUGGUGGACAUUGAUCUUGAUGAGCUGAAUGUUUAUGCACGAGGCACAGACUAUGACAUGGACUUCACCCUGCUUGUGCCCGCACUGAAGCUGCAUGACCGUAACCAACCAGUCACGCUGGACAUGCGACACUCGGCUUUGUGCCACUCCUGGCUGAGCCUGCGUCUGUUUGAUGAAGGAACUAUCAGCAAAUGGAAGGACUGCUGCACAAUCGUGGACCAUAUCAAUGGAGCUACCAAUUAUUUCUUCUCUCCAACAAAAGUUGCAGACUGGUUCUAUGACUCUAUUAGCAUUGUCCUCUCUGAGAUCCAGAAAAAGCCUCAGCGAGGGAUGCCAAAGGUGGAGAAGGUAGAAAAGAAUGGGACUAUCAUAUCCAUCAUUUUGGGAGUGGGCAGCAGCCGCAUGCUGUACGACAUUGUCCCUGUGGUGUCCUUCAAGGGUUGGCCAGCUGUGGCCCAAAGCUGGCUGAUGGAGAACCACUUCUGGGAUGGGAAGAUCACAGAGGAGGAAGUCAUAAGUGGGUUUUACUUAGUGCCUGCGUGUUCCUACAAGGGGAAGAAGGACAAUGAAUGGAGGCUGUCAUUUGCCAGAAGUGAAGUGCAGCUGAAAAAGUGCAUCUCCAGCAGCCUCAUGCAAGCCUAUCAGGCCUGCAAAGCUAUCAUCAUCAAAUUGCUGUCCCGCCCCAAAGCCAUUAGUCCAUAUCACUUGCGGAGCAUGAUGCUGUGGGCUUGCGACAGGCUACCAGCCAACUACUUGGCCCAGGAGGAUUACGCAGCCCAUUUCCUCCUGGGUCUUAUUGAUGAUCUCCAGCACUGCUUGGUCAACAAGAUGUGCCCUAACUACUUCAUCCCCCAGUGCAAUAUGCUGGAGCACCUCUCUGAAGAAACCGUCAUGCUGCAUGCGCGGAAGCUGUCCUCAGUCCGCUCAGACCCUGCUGAACACCUUCGAACUGCCAUCGAACAUGUCAAAGCAGCCAACCGGCUAACGCUAGAGCUCCAACGGCGGGGCAGCACCACCAGCAUCCCCUCCCCACAGUCAGAUGGAGGGGACACCAACCAGCCGGAUGACCGAUUAGCCAAAAAGUUGCAACAGCUAGUGACUGAGAACCCUGGGAAGUCCAUCUCUGUCUUCAUUAACCCAGAUGAUGUCACAAGGCCCCACUUUAGAAUUGAUGAUAAAUUUUUCUGAGCUUUCGUCAAUGUUUCUUGGGAUUUUUUUUGUUUGUUUCAUUUUUAAAAACUCUUGCAGUGUGCAGGUUUUUUCGUUUGGUUUUCCUUGAUGACUUAGUCUCUUGUUUUUUACAUAUCCAGCGUAGAUUGGAUCUCUUGCGAACAAUCUGAAUAAAUUAUAAUUCCUGGUUCUGCAGGACAGUGCAGAUUUUGAAACAGUAUAUUACUAUUUCAUAUGCUGCUUUGAUUUUUUUCACCCACCCAGCCCCAUUGUCUGCGAGUAGUUUCUAAAGGAGAACAUGCAUCGUAAACACACAUGCCACAGUGUAAUGUAGAUUUUUUUUCAAGCUUCCAUAAUUUAUGUACAUUGUUGGGCCUGGGGAAGGGACAGCUCACCUUCCAUUGCUUCGGAAAUUCACUUCUUUUUCCAUGAGCUUCCAUCACCCUAAAGAAAUGAGGAGAGACUCUGGGUUGGAAAGCACUACUGGUAAUUUGACGAGGCCAAAUCUACUGGGCUGAAGCCCAGUUCAUCUGUUCUUCACACUUCUCACACUAGGGGAGAAAGUUGACUUUAAUGAUGAUGAUGAUGCAGCUUUUGGGGGAAAGAGUUGUUUCUGUUUUGAUCUACUUUUUGAAUGUAUUUGUUCAUAAUUGGACCUUGUACAGUCCAGAGGGUUGUUUCUGCUGCUUUUCCAUGCGGAAUAAGGUUAUGGAAUGUUAGUUUUAGCGUGUGUAAUUAUUCAAAGCCUUAUUUAAAUUCUAUUAAAGAACAUACCAUUAUAAAUGU
Messenger RNA from Haliaeetus leucocephalus (bald eagle), 2244 nucleotides. It is a transcript of the gene MB21D2, whose product is annotated as Mab-21 domain containing 2. Bases 1 to 1476 code for a protein of 491 amino acids. The transcript is spliced from 2 exons. The record is from RefSeq and is a predicted model, not a curated record. NCBI's taxonomy places the organism in Eukaryota, Metazoa, Chordata, Aves, Accipitriformes, Accipitridae.